CAUAAAUAGUGUAUAUCAAUGUAUGUAUGGUAAAUUGUACUUGCAUUUUAUUAAUUUUUCCUUCGGUUCCCGCCGUUUCCCUCUCUCUUUUCUCUACUUCUCCGACGUGUUUCUCCGCUGGCAACCAUUUUAUUUUCUAUCAAUACAAUCAACAGCCAGAGUUCGAUUUCAAGUUCAACAGCUCAGAGUCUCCUGCUGUCCGUGAGGCGCUUGAUUCUUACUGCAAUGACCGAAGGCGAUCAUACGAGUUUUUCAACUGGGUUGAAUCAGAAUGUAAGUUCGAUCACGCCACUGAGACCCAAACUCGCAUGCUGGACAUUCUCGGUAAGUUCUUCGAGUUCGAUCUUUCCUGGGUCUUGAUUCACCAUAUGCAAUAAUCGCCAUUUGCUUCACCUGAUCACGCCACGUUUCGAAUUUUGUUAGAGCUCUUAUCACCUUUAUCUCCCAUCUAUUUUAUCCCAUUUCUGACUAAUCUUUAUGCGUCGACCCCUUUAGUUAGUGAAGCGAUUGCUGCUUAUGAGGGAUUGCGGGAGUUUAAAUUGAGGGAUGAAACUUCGUUUUGUAAUCUUAUUGAUGCACUUUAUGAGGAUUGCGAUUCGAGUACGAAGAUUCAUAACUUAAUUCUUCAUGGUUGCCGUAAAAUUGGGCGGUGGAGUAAAUGUAGAGAAUUUUGGGAGGUGAUGGGUAAGAAGGGUGUUCGUAAGGAUUUGCAAUCGUACUUGUUAUAUAUGGAUAUACAAUGCAAAACUGGGAAGUCUUGGGAGGCUGUUAAAUUGUACAUGGAGAUGAAAAAUAAGGGAAUGAAAUUGGAUGUUGUGGCCUAUAAUACAGCGAUUCAUGCAGUUGGGAUUUCGGAAGAUGUCGAUUUCACCAACAGAGUGUUUCAUGAGAUGAAGGGAAUGGGGUGUAAGCCUAACGUUGUGACUUGCAAUACUAUUAUUAAGCUAUUUUGUGAGAAUGGAAGAUUCAAGGAUGCUCAUGUGAUUCUCGACCAAAUGCUCAAAUACUGUCCACCGAAUGUUAUCACCUAUCAUUGUUUUUUCAGGUCUCUUGAAAAGCUGAAAGAGAUUCUCAUGUUCGACAGGAUGAUUAAACUUGGGGUUUAUCCAAAAAUGGAUGCUGAUGUGAUGCUCAUGAGUAAGUUUGGAAGGGGAGAGACAAAUAGAGCACACAAGAACACAUUGUUAAACAUCUGGCAAACAUGAUUAACACGAUAUUACUAGUUAAUCUUUA
Molecule: messenger RNA, 1233 nt
Organism: Cucumis sativus (cucumber)
Lineage: Eukaryota; Viridiplantae; Streptophyta; Magnoliopsida; Cucurbitales; Cucurbitaceae
Product: pentatricopeptide repeat-containing protein At1g80550, mitochondrial
Molecular function (GO): protein binding
Source: RefSeq, a predicted model, not a curated record